AUUGAGUAGUCGUAGAAAGAGGUUAGACUCUGCUUUUGAGGUCUUACAUAGAGCAGAUGCAGGGAGGGGAGUGUAUCUAAAAGGCGAGGAGGAGGAGGAGGGGGGAAGAGGAGCACCAGAUUGUACCUCUGAGAGGGGAGCAUCUGUCACUCUCCAUCUUGUUCUCAGACCUAGCCCAGCCCUGCUGAGGAGUGGAGAGACCAUCCAGACCAGCUACUGCUGCAUCUCAGCCUCCAAGCUUGGCUUCAGCUCUAAGGUAUGGACCUGUGCUGAGGGUGUUUUAGAUAGUGUCUGUGUGGGUAUGCAUGUGGUUACAUUGCUGAAGCACGCUAGGGAACUGAUGCAGAUAGAGUGUAGCUAGAUCUUUGCAGUCACUCCUUUGUUCUGUAGCCCUCUCCUCUCUCUGCAAAGCUCACUGCAGUAUGAGGAUAACCACAGCCCUCUGAGCAGCACUCACUCAGCACUCUACUGAUACUGGCUUGUCAUUUUGAAACUAAACUAGUAAACCACUCUUUAUCAUUUAUCUUUUUGCAUGUUGGCUUUAUCGUUUUAAUAUCUAAUGCACGCUUUCUGUUAACCAUGCAUGGAUUUGGGGAGAACUGACACAUGCCUUGGAAAGGAACCACCCAUUAUCAAAUGAAGUUCACAUUUUUUUUUUAAUCCCCCCCCCCCCACUCCAUGGUAUUUCUUAUCCCUGAAUUUCCAUAAAAGCAGACAUUGUCCCAUUCCCAAUGUAGUUACUGUCUCUCAGCUAUAUCCUUUUUGUCCUGCAUUUCUUCCCAUUUCUAUAUGGAACGGAUUAAUGCUAGCCACGUUUUGUUGGCAAUAUGAACUGCCACAGGGGAAAGAAAGAGCUUGCUUAACCUUAUGGCACCCAGGAUGUUAAAUGUAUUUUAUCUGUGUAUAUUCGUAUUAUACAAGUUUCACUGUUUGAGUACACACUGUGGGGUGGGGGGUGAAUGUGUUGGUUUUUAUUUUAUUUUCUUUCUUCUGAAUCCUAAACUGAUACAGCCACUGGCCACCACCUGGGGUUCAACUGACAGUAUUUGGGCUAAUUGGCUCUCUUACAUUUGGGAGGGGUCGUUAAAAUUUUGUUGAGGGGGGGGAACCCCUGUUUAACCCAUUCAGUGCCAGCUAGCUGUAUAAUGCGUCUGGGCAGAUUUUACUUUUUUUUUUUUCUCUGUAUCAAAGAGCAGAUGUGUGCGUGAUGACAAUACAUAUACCCUGCAAUUAACGCCCCCAUAUACAGUAAUUGUAAUUUAAUCAACUUGCAGAUAGUACAUCCGAUCUCCCCAUCUGCUGGGAACAAUCAGUGUUAACCUUCUGGCUGCUGUGUGCGUAGGUGGAGGCAGGGCAGAGAGACCAACCCUGGCGACCCCCAUCUAGCCAAGAAUGUACAUUUAUCAUCUGCAACAUCCAUUGUAAUGUAUGUGUCCUGGUUUGCUGAUGACGGCCUAUGUCUGAAUUGGUUCCUGCAAUAACCCCUUGUGUGCUUUAAGAGCCCUCAAAAAGGCUUCCUGUUCCAGCAAGCAAGCAGUCCAUCCAAAUGCAGUUUUCUUGCAUCAGCUGGGAAACCAGGGAAUUUAAAUUAACUAAAGCCAAGAAUGACAUUAUUUGGGGUUUUGAGAGAGGGGAGUAGGGGGAGAGAAAGGCUAUUGAUUUUUGGUGGUUUUUAUUUAGCAGUCAUUAAACCCAGCACAUGAGAACAUCUGUAAUCACAAUGCCUAAAAUAAUCCUCUAGCAAACAUUGAACACUCUCUCUUUUUUUUUAAUUUUUUUUUUUAGACAAAGGGCUGCUGGCCAUUUGCUUUAAUAGCUAUGGGAUGUUUGACACCUCCAACAAUUCUUAUUAACUCGGCAAAAUACCAUUUGUGAUCAGUUAUAGAAACUAAUGUUGGAUGAGAAAAACAAAUCUGAAAUUAAACUGUUUUUUGGUGCAUAUGAAAAUGUUGCAACUGUUGCUUUUAUGUAUGUAGACACGGAGUGGGGGGGGGGGGGGUCAUGUUUAGGCAAGGGUUAAAAUCAGAUUUAUUCCUCUUGGUCUUGAAGACAAGGAUGCAAUCUUAUCUUGGCAAGCAGAUCCACAAAAGCUGAAGGGUGCAGCCAUUUGGCACUCUGUUAGAUCUCCCAGGAGGCAGUGUUUAUGAUAAAACUGCUUUUUAGAAAGGGUUUUUGUUUUUUCAUCUUGGGGACUUUGUCUCCUUAGCAGAUGUUGAUUGUAAUCUCGGGGGAGAUACAGUUGGAUUAUUUCUAAUCUACCAUUUUGGCACUCUAAUGCCCAACCUAUAAUCCUAGACAAUGGUGUCAAGGUAGGGGCUUUGACUAGCAUCUUGAGAAAGGGAAGUCCUGAAGAUUUGAGUUGGAUUGAAGCUCUUAUUUAACGUAGAUCAAUUCACUUGCCAACGCAUGUCGGUGUGACUCUCACCUGUUGGGUUACUCUAGACAACUGUGGUCAUUAUCAAAUACAAGAUGGUGGCCAUAUUGUAUUGGUUUUAUUUAUUGUAUAUGUGCAGGUUAAAUACUGCACUGUUGGGGAGCCCUGUUUCAUUUUAAGAAAAUUGAUGGGGGUGUGUGUGGUGUGGGGUUUUUUAUUUUUAUUUUUUUGUUAUCUUUUCCAUGAUGUCCUCCUUUUUAUUAUAGUGUUGGUAAAGAACAGAAUGUGGUCUACAAUAGCUUAUUCAGUUCUGCAAUCUGUUGCAUCUAUUUAUUGCUGUACCAGAAUCUUUACCCCUACUCAAGUUUACUGACUGGUCUAUCAUCUUAAAAUUCCAUUACUAUUUGUAUACCAUGUUUUUAUGCCAGCCCAAAGAUUUACUAUACCACACUGCCAUGAAUGAGUUUUCUUUACUAAACCUGAAUGCAUUUUAGUGCAAAGGUCAACUAUUGGACACAAAUUCCUUGCCCCCUUUCAUUGCCCCACUUGUAGAAAUGUUGUCGUCUUCCCCUUCUCCCCCCUCCCUCCCAGAGGUGUGUGUAUAUGUGAAUUAGUUUGAUUUGCCCUUAAUCAUAUCUCUUGUCUUUCUGCAGAAAUAACAAUGGGAGCAAAGUUAAGCAAGAAGAAAAAGGGCUAUUGUCUUGGCGCUGGUAAAGAUGGAGAAUCUACGGAAACAACAGAAGUUGAACAAAAAGAAACUGAAAAUCAGGAUGGGCAAAAAGAUGCUGCUGAGUCAAAUGGAGAAAAACCCUCUACAGACCAAACUGGAACCAGUGGUGAAGGUGAAGAACAGGUAGCUGAGGCAGAGAAGCAGAGUGUGGAAACACCAUUGGUUGAAAGUACCAAAGAUGACUCCGAUUCCAAAGUGGACAAAAUGCCAGAAACCAAUUCUAGUGAAACACAAGUGGAAAAGGUUGAGUCAAGUGAAAGUUCACAAGUCAAAACUGAAAAUACUGAAUCUUGCUCAAAUACAACUCAGGAAAAGGCCUGUGAUGGGACAAAAGGAAAUGGAUCAACUGUAGAAAAGUCUCCAAUUGCUCAGGAGGCACAAAAAAUUGAAGAGGCCCCUGAUGGUUUGAAAUUGUCAUGUGGGCCUCAAGGCUCUGAAGUAAAAGAUGAGGCUGUUAAAGAAAGUAAGGAAGAUCACGUGGCUCCAGUGGAAAAAAAUCCAGUUCAAGAAACUGCGGCUGCAGAAGUCCACGUGAUGCCUUCUGAAACCUCCAAACCAGUUACUGAGCUGGAAAAGCAACCAGCAACUGAACACACAGAAACUGAGCCUAAGGAAACAAACUCAGUGCCUGAUCCAGUUUCUGAGGAAGUUAUUAAGGAGGAAGUAGACAACUUGCAGAAUUCUCCCGUACCAGAGUCUGCAUCAGACCACUCCAAACCAGAACCUGUGCAAGAUACCCAGUCAGUUGCAGACCUGGCGAAAUCUGAGCAAGUCCAUGAAUCCAUCCAGGUGACCGGUGCAGAAAAGCCUGAGCUGCCACCAGAUUCAGUGGAGGAGCCAGUAAAGUCUGAACAGGUUCAGGAGGCUCCCAAUGAGCUAGAUGCUGUGGAAAAAGAAAAGGUAGUUGCUGUAGCAGAAGAGCAUUCUGAUGUAGAUGGCAAGAUCGAACCCAAGCAAGAAGCUGAACAGUUGCCACCAAUUGUGCCAGAGCAAUCUGUGCUGAUUGAGAAUGGCAUUGAUCAGAAACCAUCAGAAUGUGAGAGUCAGGUUGGUGACGUAGAAAAUGCUGAAACUAACACGCAGCCACCUAAGGAGGCCACAGAAGAACAAGCUGAAGAUGUACAGGACUUGAUAAGCCAAAAUGGUCCAACUGAGCAGUGUGUUUCUGUACAAGAUGAAUUGAGUGUCUCUACAGACCAUGGAGCAAAAGGUUUGAAAAUGGAAGAAAACAAGGAAGUUGAACAAAACGUUACUAUGCCACAGCAAGCUGUUCCCGAUGGCAAAGAAGGUGAUGGAGAUAAAACUGACGUUCCAGCAGAGCUAUCAAAUCAAGAAAACAACCAAACUGUUUCAAACCUUGAGAGUGUGACAAAUACAGCCCCGGAAUUGUUAGCCACUGAUGUUCCUGAUCACAGUGUCAGUAUGUUAUCAGAAGAAGAAACUCAGAACCACCCAAAGUCAGGUGAAGAACUGGGAAAGGAAAAGGGGCCUUCUGAUAAUCAACAGACAAAUGAUAAACACCUGGUCAGCAAUGGCCUCCCUAUGAAAGAAGAAAUGAAACUGAAAGAAGACUUAGAAAAUGAAUCUGACAAAGCAAUUAGUGAUCUAAAUGGGCAAAAUCAUGAAAUUGUGUGUAGUGAAUAAUGGCAUGGAUGUAUCUUUAUCAAAUGUGAAAUACAAUAAUUCUUCAACCUGAUGUACUGUAUACAUUGUCAGUGACCAAACACCUUCAUCCAAAUGUACGAAAUUUGAAAAAUGUAACAAAUCUUGCCCUCCAGUUCUGGUAUGUAGCAACCAAACACAUGUGGUUUGUUUUUUUUUAAAUACUGCGGCAUUUUCUUCAUAACUUCUGGUGCAUAUGAAAAUUCCUAUUUAUAAUUCAUAUUUUCUAUCUCUUCACUGGACCAAGUAAUGUCUGUCGCAAAGAAAUUAAUCUAUUAAUUGGCACCAGGAAUUUUACCAACACCCCCGUGCAAUGAUCUUAACUCUGUGUUCGGAUCAAAAUGUCUUAAAACGCAUGAAUUUAACAAUGUUUUCCACAAAUAAAAUUUCAUACUAUUUACCCUUUCAGUGUGUUU
Molecule: messenger RNA, 5182 nt
Organism: Pelobates cultripes (western spadefoot toad)
Lineage: Eukaryota; Metazoa; Chordata; Amphibia; Anura; Pelobatidae
Source: the annotation of a GenBank genome assembly